This is a messenger RNA of Exophiala dermatitidis NIH/UT8656, 2964 nucleotides long. RefSeq lists its product as uncharacterized. Gene Ontology annotation, biological process: proteasome-mediated ubiquitin-dependent protein catabolic process. NCBI's taxonomy places the organism in Eukaryota, Fungi, Ascomycota, Eurotiomycetes, Chaetothyriales, Herpotrichiellaceae. Bases 1 to 2964 code for a protein of 987 amino acids. Gene Ontology annotation, cellular component: nucleus; cytosol; proteasome regulatory particle, base subcomplex. Gene Ontology annotation, molecular function: polyubiquitin modification-dependent protein binding. The transcript has a single exon. The record is from RefSeq and is a predicted model, not a curated record.
AUGAGUCUGGUGUCUAAGCGGUUCCACCGGCUUGUCACGACGCCUCACGCCUGGCGCAUUGCCUUUGCCAGGUACUUUCCUGGGUCCGAGGCUUUAGAUGAUGGGUCCCGCAAGGCCACAAGAGACAUUGUGUCUGAUGUUGAAAGAGCGCAACGCAGGAGUUUUACGCGACUGUCAGCUCUCUCUUCUUGGAGGAGCGAAUAUAUCCUCCGAACACGUCUAUUGCGUUCCCUGGGGCGAGGGAGACCUGCUCUCGAAGCGGUCGCUCGAUCGGAAGCCUCCCGCCAUGCAAACAGCCGAGCGGCUGCUGCAGUCACCACGUACGCGUCGGGCUUGUACUAUCCUGUCAGCCAUCUCCACGCUACGUUUGGCAUUGGCCUGAACAAAAGACAACCCUCGUUCAUGCACGGCGCCGUCGAGCAGGGAGGAGUUACGGUCAGUGAGCCAAGCACCGGGAAGCCAGGCCCUUGGGGGUUGACCGACUUUGAGGCGUUCAAGCAUUUCGCAGACCACUUCCCGGGCGAGUUACCAUAUGGAAUAGGAGCGGGGGAAGUGGUCGGCAUGCCGAAUGUGAUGGACAUCAGCCAGCCUUAUGGAAAGGUGUAUGGGGAAGCGUGCCCUGGCGGACGCCUCUUCUACACCUCCACUAGCGAGCAGCGCGGCCGCUUCGUUCCCACCGUAUCUACUGCGAACCAUUCCCUCGGCAUCCCGGAGGUGACAAUGAUUGGGUGUUCAGUAACCUCAGUCUGGAUUGCAAAGUCUGAGGCCGUCCUAAAAAGCACAAACGGGCUAUUUGGCUUUCUCGCGGGAUUUUCCAACGGUGUCCUCAUCUCUUAUGCGCUUGGUGUCAAUCCUGUCCACGAUCGUCGGUACGAAAAGGGAGAACCCACUGCAAAGUGGGCGCUCUGUCCGGGCGUUCCAAUUAUCGCCAUCUCCAUUGAUGAGAGAGUAUCCUCGCGUCGGCUUACUUCGCGCCGUAUCUGGGCGACAGUUCUCAACGCGCUGGGAGAAGUCUACUACCUUACGGAAACCCCGACAAGACCGGAGUUCGCUGGUAAGGCCACGGCGGAUGAUACCGACCGACUAGCGUGGCAGACUGGGAGGAGUGUGGAGUGGUCUUUGGUCGAGGCUACACGAAGAAAGGCGCGGCCGGACCCCUUUGGUGCUGUACAAGUGGAUGGCAGCUAUACACCGCGCACUUCCAGCGACGCAUCUGGGCUGAGCAAGGAUCAAGUCAUUGCGGAAACCAAAGAGAUUGAGAAAUUCUUGGUACACAAACCAAAGGAUUUUCAGGGCCUUUGCGAGGGGUGGGACAUGCGACGGAAGAUGUUGGUCGAUUUUGCUGGAGACGAUCGUCAUGAUGCUGGAGAAUCCAUUGUUGUAGUCGAGUGCGGCCAUGACGAAGGUGUACCGGCGUCUAUCCGACGCUUCACGCGCUGCAAAACCAAGAUUGCCGUCGACAAUGAGCUUGACAGCUGGCCAACAAUCGAGUCGACCGUCGCCCGAAAAUCGAUAUUUGGUGGCGUACAUGAUGGACUGUCAUCCCCAGCAUCGAGAAGCAUACCUAGGUCACGCACGUCCAGUCAGGACGACGGCCUCGACUCAAAGUUCAAGGAGGAUUGGCGCGUGUCGCAGUUCGCCUUUGCCGAACACAAGAAUAUUCGAAUCUCUGCCGUGGCGGGAGACGAGUCUGAAUUUGCAAUGCUAACCAUCAAUGAAGAUCCUCUUCUGGGAAUGUCAGGUGGAUCGACGGCCUCCUCGCCCUUGGCUUCUCCUCUCGGUCAUGUACCGACGGCAAGCUCACCCUCUGAAAUCCCUGGACAUCGAGCUCGACUGAUGGGUGUUGGUACCAUGUCAGGUGUUGUCAUGCUUUGGGACAUGCGUAGCACUGUCCCACCCAGUUCCGCCAUUACCAGCACCGUCCAGCCAGUCCGGAUCAUUUACUCAAGGUCACCUCAGAUUGCUUCCCUUGCAUUGACUUCGUUGUAUGUUGUUCAUGGGGGCAAUGACGGCCUAGUUCAAGCUUGGGAUCCACUGGCCUCGACCAAUGAACCGAUUCGGACGCUCAAUUCACGAUUCUCCGAUCGAGCCCGACGAAGGAUCGCUCAAGCCGAGGCUACAGCUCAAGGCGUAGGCAACAACUACUAUGCUGCAGGGGCGAUUAUCCUUGAUCCCGAUCCGACAGCGUUACGUGGGAUGGUCUCCUUGGGUGCUUACCUCCGUUACUGGUCGUAUAGCUCGACGGCGGCUGAUGCGUACAAGAGCCGCAAGAGGGGUCAACUGCGCCGACGAUCUGAGAGAGGCAGUAAUUCCACGCCGGCCAGUCAAAAGGUCAGCGCCACUGCCCGAGGGUUACUGAAAGACCACAUUCUCAACGAAAAGUUCGAAAUGGAGAGGGAGCAAAUUGCCAAGCAGAAAGAAGACGAACGCUUGAGCGGCAGAUUCGGCACCACCCUUCUCGGAGAGGGCGCUAGCGAAGAGGAGUUGCUCGCCUAUGCCACCCUGCUUAGUGAGGAGGCAUUUUCGGCAGAUGAGAUGAAGAGAAAGGUCGACCAUGGCAGCAGCUCGAUUUCGUCACCUAAACUUCACGAGGUCGACGUUCAAACAAAGGAAAGCGGUCCUUCGACAACAGAUGCUGAAUUGGAAGAAGCCAUCCGUCUAAGCUUGUUGGACACUGAACAAGUAUCUUCAUCUCCACAGGGUAGCGAGUGGGGAUUCGAUAUACCCAUACGGUACGCGAAAGGAUCUAAACAUGGCACACCUUCACGCAACCCCAAAGCUGGCAGCAGCAAGGCUCCUGUGACUGCUGCCGAGGAUGAUGAUUUGGAAUUUGCCCUCCAGCUCAGUCUUGCGGAGGCCGAGAGUCGCCAGAUGGACGAGCAAGACUUUCCGGCUCUGUCUGGUUCGUCUAGUCCUACAUUUGAAGAUGUGGGAAAGGGGAAGGGCAAGUCGAGGCUUCGGUGA